This is a messenger RNA of Kogia breviceps (pygmy sperm whale), 762 nucleotides long. RefSeq lists its product as uncharacterized. The coding region runs from base 1 to 762 and encodes 253 amino acids. The transcript is spliced from 6 exons. The record is from RefSeq and is a predicted model, not a curated record. Lineage: Eukaryota; Metazoa; Chordata; Mammalia; Artiodactyla; Physeteridae.
AUGCCUCUAUCUUCAACCCCGAAGAGCCUCCUCACCACCUGUGUCCUCAUCACCUUGGUUUUCAGCUCUGUCGUGUCACUGGGGGAUAAUCAAACAUUUGGGUACAAGCGCCAGUGCUGCCAAGAUGAGCUGUGUAACCAAGGGGAAUUACAAGUGCCUCAGAAAUCCCCAAACCCCAAUGGCAUUAAAUGUCCUGCAUGCGUCAAUGUGAAUGACCUUUCCUGUGAACCAGUUUUACUCACCUGUACUGGUGCAGAGACAAAAUGUGUCAGCAUUAUUGCCCAAGACCAGUGUGUUAAACCUUGGAGCAACCAUGAGAUUAGGAGUUUCCUACAAGAAUGGGAACUCCUUGAAAGUGAAGAGUUAAAGAAGAAUUAUCACAUAGCAUCAAGAAUAAUUGCCAGGAAUCUCAAGCAAAGGGGCAUAAAUAAGAGCAGGAGAAAAUGUCUCCAGAUGCUAAUAAACAUGCGGGACUUAUAUUGGACCGUCCAUGAAGCCAACCAGAGACCAAGGAGUGAACCCUUGCCAUGUCCUUAUGGAGAAGACCUUCACAGGAUCCUAGAACACAGAAGGGAGAACAAGGACUUCUCAGGUUCUCCCUGUGCAGAAGUGGCUGAUGUCCCACCACCUGAGUACCAGCUCCCUGCAUGUGCCAUCCCUGAUUGCUUUGAGGAGCUGCUGUGGGCUCCCCUACAUAUGAUCUACAUAGAGGAUCCUCAGGUACCCAGAUGGGAGCCCUGGAACAUGAACCUUCCACAAUAG